Ictalurus furcatus (blue catfish) is the source of this 519-nucleotide messenger RNA. Its product is annotated as C-C motif chemokine 4 homolog. The record is from RefSeq and is a predicted model, not a curated record. The coding region runs from base 197 to 502 and encodes 101 amino acids. Gene Ontology annotation, molecular function: CCR chemokine receptor binding; chemokine activity. Gene Ontology annotation, biological process: inflammatory response; cellular response to interleukin-1; cellular response to type II interferon. Gene Ontology annotation, cellular component: extracellular region. The transcript is spliced from 3 exons. Lineage: Eukaryota; Metazoa; Chordata; Actinopteri; Siluriformes; Ictaluridae.
AAACCGCAGUCAGGUUUCCUGUGGAAGAGGUGCUCUUUAGAUCUGUCUGAGUCAAAGUGAAACGUUUUGUCACCUACGAACUGCCCCUCACUCAAACCACAUCCCCCCACGUCCUCUAAUCAGCUUAUAAGACCAGUGCUGAAGUGAUAUCUGCAUUAAUACGGUUCUGUUCACGUCGUCAUCACCAUCAGCGGUCAUGUCCUCCGGUUCUCUCCUGCUGGUUCUGCUGGUUCUGGGCUGCGUUCAGUCCUUCACAGAGGCCCAGAAUCAAAAUACACCAGAACAAUGCUGUUUCAAAUUCCAGACGAAUAAAAUCCCUCUACGAGUGAUUAAGGGGUAUAAAGACACAGAGAGUGACUGUACAAAAGCUGGAAUCGUUUUUAUCCUAAACAAUGGUCGUCGUGUGUGUGCAGACCCUGGAGAUCUGUGGGUGAAGAAUCACAUGAAGAAAAUUGACCUGCGCUUUUUUGCAGAGCCGAUCCAACAUCAAAAGAAACGUUAAAUCCUCUCUCUGUUAAU